Molecule: messenger RNA, 1917 nt
Organism: Eimeria acervulina
Lineage: Eukaryota; Apicomplexa; Conoidasida; Eucoccidiorida; Eimeriidae
Product: Whole genome shotgun assembly, allelic scaffold old set, scaffold old scaffoldA_409, related
Exons: 4
Coding region: 1-1917 (638 amino acids)
Molecular function (GO): protein binding
Source: RefSeq, a predicted model, not a curated record
AUGAGCCAAGAAACACUUCAGUACCAAACCUUUUUGAGUGGCGUGCCUUGUAAGACAAGCAACAGAAGAUCUUCUGCAAUUGUCCGCAGGCUGAGUUCCUCCCGGAAAAUAAAACGUGAGCUGGCGGAUGCUGAGGGACGGCCAGCUUUCAUUCUUCGUGGUGAAGUAGCAGAGGGUGUUUAUUCAUUGAGUGAGGAAAAAACCACAGAGCUUCGUCACUCGGCUGUUCACACAGCAAGCAACGAUUUGCAUUCACCUAAUGGGAGCGCGUUGGUGAGGGGCACCAAGUGUCCGACCAACAAGUCUGAGUUGGGUUCUUCGGCUGCCAUGGUGCGGGAGUACAUUACUAUUUCAGACAGCAGCGAAGACAGCAGCAGGUGCAGCUCGCCUCCACCGCGUGUAAAUAAGCAGAAACAAGAACAAGGAGACGGGAAUAGGGACCUCUCCAUGCAUCGCAGGACGACUCCAAAGGGACUGCUGAGGGUGCAACCACCGUUAAGCAACAGUAGCCCUGCUUCUUGCAAAAGAAGAGGCAACAGCCAAGACUCACGCAUCAGGUAUAACGACUUCAGCAGAGGCUAUCGAGCGGAAAGGUCGGGUGGAGGGAAGCGGCGUAGCAGGCUUUUGAUGAGCCCUUCGUUUCCUCUACCGGCCCCAGGGGGAAACGCAGGAAGUGUGCAGGAGUUCUGUUUAUCUCGCGCGCGGCAUGUCUCCUCAAGAGAUGCACGUUGUAGUCCUUGUGUACGAGUAGAAGAAGUAGGAGUAGCUACACAGCCACUAGCGCCAGAACAUAUGCUGGAGGUCAGUGAGGAGCAUUUGCCGGAUCCAAAGACCCCGCAUGAGGAAGGCCCUGGGAUUCCUGGGAUCCCUGCAGCAGCAGAAGGCAGGAGCCCUAAAAUAAUUCCAUCAGCUGUCUCAGAUUGGCCAGAAUGCGUCGUGAGUAUGCUGGGCCCCGAUGUGUUUAAUUUGUUGAAGGAAGAACCUGGGCUCGUGCAUGCAACGAGCAAGACGUCAGGGAUGUCUUUGUUUCACCACAUUCUGCGACGCCCAAGCAAAGAUGAUGAACAAGUGCUUGAGCUGCUCAAGUGCAUUUAUGAAGACAAGCCCUUGCGGGAACGCGUUUCCUUACCUUCGUUGUAUGCUCUCAAGUGCGACAAGGGUCAAACUCUGGCUUUCUAUGCCGCGGCCUAUGGCCAUGCCAAAUGCCUCAAGUGGAUUCUCGAGCAAAUUGGUGGCGCGAGCCGUCAGAGGCAGUUUCUUGACAUUCGCGACAGUGAGGGGGACACUCCGUUGCACUACGCGGUAAAGAAUGGCCACGUGAAUGUGAUAGAGCUGCUAUUGCAUACCGUGCCAGAGAUGCUCAACAAGCAACGCAACAACGGCCAAACGCCUCUCUUCGACGCAAUUGAACGGCCUGCGAUUGUGCGGCUUCUUCUGCGUCGUGGAGCUGAUCCUCGCGUGAAAUGCAAUAGGGGUUUGACAGCACUUGAAACAGCUGCUGAUGAACUAAGAUGGAAACGUCUAUGCUCGAGCCGCAGCUGCAAGACGCUGCCGAAACGCCUCUCCUUUUCAGUGCAUCUGUUGAAGAAAGCUGCAGGUGAGCUCAGCAAAGGAGGCUCUAGCGGCAGCAAUAGAAGUGAUGAAAGCGCUUCAAAAAGUAGUACUGUAAGCACCGCGGGAUCAUCUUAUCAAUCAAAGCCUGCAGAAGCCAACAUGAUGAAUGCAGCAGUCGACGACGAAAGGUUUUAUCGAGAUCAACGCGUUGACUGUCAGUUAGAAUCGCACCCGGUAGCCAAUGCGGAAUGUUCAAAAGGUGGAAUUCCAGCCUCACCAAGUGGCGCUGCUGAUUGGCAGCAGUCUGACAGCAGCACAGACAGCAGCAACCGCAUCAGACCCUCCAUUGAUGGAGACACUUGA